AGGCAGGAAUAGGAGAGAGAAAGAAAUUGGGGAAGAAAAAACACAGAGAGCGAAGGAAAGAAACACGUCAGAUAGAGAAGUAAAAUCAGCAUAGAUAAAGGAAGGACGUUGACUCAGCAGUUGCUGUUUGAGGGGAAAAAAAGAGGAAGAGGAAAGCUCUGACAGUGUCCAAGUGUGUGCAGCAAGUGCAUGCUGAGUUUUCAUUUUGCUGCUUUUCUCCUGCCGUGGUUCAAUGUACUCCAUGGAGGACACACAGGUGGCCAGGACCAUAGAGCUGAAUGAUGGCACACAAAUGCCAGUUUUGGGUCUCGGGACUUGGAAGCCCUCAAAUCUUCCCCCCACCUCAGUCCAGGGUGCAGUGGAGGCUGCCAUUGCAGCUGGCUACCGCCAUAUAGACACCGCUUACAGCUACAACAAUGAGGUUGAUAUUGGCAAGGCUCUGUGCUCAAAGACAAAGCAGGGCAUCAUCAGGCGCCAGGACAUGUUCAUCGUCAGUAAGUUGUGGUGUACCCAUCAUGCCCCAGAGGACAUCCCUGUGUGCCUGAAUAAGUCUCUGAAGGAUCUCCAGCUGGACUAUCUGGAUCUUUACCUUGUGCAUUUCCCUGUUGGCCUAAAGAAAAUGGGUGAUGAACUUUUCCCAAAGAAGGAUGGGAAGAUGCUGACCUGUGACAUAGACUAUGUGGAUGUAUGGAGGGGGAUGCAGGCCCUGCAAGCAUCAGGAAAGGUGAAGAGUAUUGGUGUGUCCAACUUCAGCAUCCUGCAGCUGGAGAGACUUCUUGCUCUGUGCAGGGUGCCUCCUGCUGUCAAUCAGAUCGAGCUACAUCCCUACCUGGUGCAGACAGAUAUGAUAGAGUUCUGUAAAUCCAAGAACAUCGCCCUGACUGCCUACAGUCCCUUUGGCUCGCCUGCGAGACCCCCAGAGCUGGUCAGAGGAGACACUGAUCCACAUAAGCUCCUGGAGGACCCAGUCGUAGCAGAUAUAGCCAAGAAGCACCGACACAGCCCUGCACAGGUAUUGCUGAAGUACCAUGUGCAGCAGGGUAUUGCAGUCAUCCCAAAGAGUGAUAAGCCUCAUCACAUCCUUGAAAACACAAAGAUGUUUGACUUCAGUCUGACUGAAGAAGACAUGAGAGCACUAAGAGGACUGGACCGAGGGUGGAGGGCCUGCAUGCUCGAGGAAAUCAAGUCUCAUCCGUACUACCCCUUUGUCUGAGGCUGCCAGGAGAGUGGAGAGAACAGACAGCACACUGGAUCUACGCAUAAUUGUCAGACCAGCUACACGCAGUCUACUGUACCUGCAGUAUCACACACUGUAAUUCAUCAGUGACUUGUUUACAUAAUAACAAUAGAAUAUGAAGAGGGAAGACAAAUCUGAGGAUGGUUGCUCUUAUUUGCUUCUGCUAAGUCACAUUAUUCAAAAGCACAACAUUUAUUUUCAGUGUUAUGCAGCUGAUACACAGAUUUACCUCCCCCUAGAGAGCCUAAUUACAAAAACAAAUUAACUUACCUCAGUAACUGUCUGAGACAUCAAAUCCUUCUCCAGCUCAAUGAAAAUAAAACUGUAAAUGUUCUUUUAUUUGGAAAACAGCAUUUGACCAACAUUACUUUUCGUCAUCUCAUCCAUUGGUUAAAUCCCCUUUAAAAUCACAUGCAAAAAAACUUGGGACUCGUAUUUCACGUUUGAAGACUUAAUGUAACUUAAUGUACUGUAGCUCUGCAUCAUCUCCAAACUUCAUUCUUUCCCUUGAUAUCCACCUGCCAGUGGUGCAAUGUAACUAAGUACAUUUACUACUGUACUACAACUUUGAGGUACUUAUAUUGUACUCUAGUCUUUUCUCUUGAUUCUUCUAGUUCUAUUUCAUAGGCAAAUAUUGUACUUUUUACUCCACAACAUUAAUCUGACAGCUUUAGUUACUAGUUAAUUUACAAAUUAAGA
Perca flavescens (yellow perch) is the source of this 1936-nucleotide messenger RNA. RefSeq names its product aldose reductase. The transcript is spliced from 10 exons. NCBI's taxonomy places the organism in Eukaryota, Metazoa, Chordata, Actinopteri, Perciformes, Percidae. Bases 233 to 1213 code for a protein of 326 amino acids. Gene Ontology annotation, molecular function: oxidoreductase activity. The record is from RefSeq and is a predicted model, not a curated record.